Messenger RNA from Hippoglossus stenolepis (Pacific halibut), 1440 nucleotides. RefSeq lists its product as uncharacterized. The record is from RefSeq and is a predicted model, not a curated record. Lineage: Eukaryota; Metazoa; Chordata; Actinopteri; Pleuronectiformes; Pleuronectidae. Gene Ontology annotation, cellular component: nucleus. The coding region runs from base 109 to 1440 and encodes 443 amino acids. The transcript is spliced from 11 exons.
GUGGUACAGUCCAGGAACUCAAAACAUUUUGCGGGAAGCUGUGAGGAAACUACGAGCAGCGGAUUGUUUACAAAGUGGAACCUGAUAUUAAAGCUGCAGUUCUUCAACAUGAGUGCCACAAACGGCAGAAGAGCCAAGGCCCCCCCAGAGAGUCAAAAAGCUGCGUCUGUGGAUCAAGCAGAGCCUCCCAACCUGUCUUUCAUAGACAAAGCUUCCUUCAUGGAGGGGCUGCAGCUAAACGAUGGUAACCCUCUGCACAGUACCGCCAUGGAGGAAGAUUUAAACGUCUUAGUGGAGGGACAGAUGGACAAAGGAAAAGCAGGAAGAGGGGACGAUCAUCAGAUGUUGAAGAAGAAACAGCGUGGAGCUGCGGUGAGGAGGGAGGUCACAGAGACGGGAGGCGAGAAAAGGAAGAUAAGUAGGAGAAAUCCUGCAGAGAAGUUCAAAGCCAGACCUGAGAAAGGAGCAAAAGGGAAGAAAAAAAAGGGAGAACCUGAACCGGAAGUCCCCGCCACUGCUGAGUCUGACACCAGCGUCACCCCCCACACAAGCACCAAACCUCCCCCAAAGGCCAACAUUCGCAGACAAGUAAUUGCGAAGAGGAGGAGUGCUGGAAAGACCUCUGCAUCGAGGCCAUUGAAAAAGCAGCAGAUGAAGGACAUGAAGAGAAAGAAUGAAUCAGACCGUGGAAACUCCAUUGACUCUGAAUCACAGCAGGAAUCGAACACAGGCCAGCACAGCCGUAGUAGAGUCCUGUCCUCUGAUGAGGAGGUGGACGAAGGCACAUAUUGGAAGCCAAGUCCAAAGAAGGCCAGAGUAUUUAAUUUGGGCAAAAGCAGAAAGUCUUCACCUGUUCGGUCCCAACCCAGAAAGUCUUCAUCAGGCAGCGCAUCUGCAGUAGCUGAUAGUUCCAGCACCGAUAAACAGCGGAGCAAGAGACGUGGUCGUCAGGCAACAACAGAUUUAGAGGUGGUGCUGGAUGCCUUCCUCGAUUUCUGUGACGAGUACAGAGAUGUUUCUCCGGUAGCAGUAGCUGUAGCUAACUCCAAGCCCGGUGCUACCGUGGAGAAUGUCCAGUGGCAGAAUACUCACGGGAGGAGACCCGAGGGGAGGGGGAGGGAGAGCGUGGCGAGAGCAAAACACUUGAACCUGCCGUGCGAAUCACCGUUCACCGUGGACUCCGACGCUGUCUUCUCGCUAAGACUCACCAGCCGUCCUCCGGUUCUUCCUGACUUGCAGCUUUUCAGUUUGUUUCGAAAACUUCUCACCGGCUACUACUCUGCGCUGCCGUCUUCUCCUUGCAACUUUUCUCUGCCGGAAGUCCCGCCCCCCUCACGCUCUCCAUACAUGUUGUCUCUUCCCAUUGGUCCAAACGGCGCCCCGCCCUCUAACUCACCACCCAAGGCCCCUGGUCUCCACCCACUUCUGACUGUGCGCUAG